Molecule: messenger RNA, 891 nt
Organism: Rotaria socialis
Lineage: Eukaryota; Metazoa; Rotifera; Eurotatoria; Philodinida; Philodinidae
Source: the annotation of a GenBank genome assembly
AUGGAUGCAAAGUCGACUAGCGAUGAAACAUUAUCGACAUCGAUGGUGUCAGAAAUUAAUGACGAAAAAGAAAAUAUUCCACUUUGCAGCUAUUGUCGAAAAUCUUUUGCUAACUAUUCAAAUUUAAGACAUCAUAUACAAAUUGUUCAUUUAAAAGAAAGCAAAUGGGAUUGCAGUAAAUGCGGAAAGAUUUGCUCAUCGAAAUCGAAUCUUAAAGUUCACUUUCGUACACAUAUUCGCGUUAAACCGUAUACGUGCAAAUAUUGUGAAUAUGAUUGUAUGCAUCAUUCGUCAAUCAAAGAUCAUCUAACAAAAAAUCAUCCAGAUAAACCACAUACAAGUAUUGAACCUGGAUAUAAUUAUAAUUCUCAAGCUGUUCCUGAACCCGAUGAAUUCAAUGCCGUCGAUUUCGAUCCAGCAAAAUUUGUCGAACAACAAACCCAAUGUAAACAACGCCAAUCAAUUAUUGUUGAUAAUAAUGGCACAUUAAAAUAUACUCAAACAAUGACAACAACAACUAAAAACACCUCACAUGCAAAUAAUCAUAUAACAAUAACAAAACCGAAACGUUUUCGUAGCGACACAAAUCUACUAGAAACAACUGAAACGUCACCAUCAAUAACACCAUCGUUCCCGUUUCUUGCUCCAACUCCAUUUCCAUUAUGGCCAUUUAAUCUCUAUCAUCCAUCGUAUAUUCCAGCUAUGAUGAAUGCAAUACGUUUAUCGUCACUUUCAAAUUCAGUCGUACCUCCGAUUCACGAAGAAAAACAUCCGAUUAGAACAAAUCGAAAAUCAUUUGAAAUUGAAGGAAUAUUAAAUUUAUCAUUACGUGAUAAUAAACGUAAAAAUCUUUCCGAUACAAUUUCAAGUGAAGAAGAAGACUCGAUUUAA